This is a messenger RNA of Phytophthora infestans T30-4, 1419 nucleotides long. RefSeq names its product Amino Acid-Polyamine-Organocation (APC) Family. The transcript has a single exon. The record is from RefSeq and is a predicted model, not a curated record. Gene Ontology annotation, molecular function: amino acid transmembrane transporter activity. NCBI's taxonomy places the organism in Eukaryota, Oomycota, Peronosporomycetes, Peronosporales, Peronosporaceae. The coding region runs from base 1 to 1419 and encodes 472 amino acids. Gene Ontology annotation, biological process: amino acid transport; transmembrane transport. Gene Ontology annotation, cellular component: membrane.
AUGUCGGAGAGCGUGAACGAUGCCUCGGAGUCCCGACGCUACGCUAAAGCACCUCAUCUCUGGGCGCUGGGCGUGGGCGCCGUCGUCAGCGGCGACUUUUUCGGCUGGCAAUCGGGCCUCGUAGCGGGUUUUGACGGACUGCUCAUCAUCCUGUCCUUCGUCACGGUGCUCUACGUGCUGCUGGCCUUCUCUAUCGCCGAACUGUCCACGACGGUACCGUCGGGUGGUGGUCCCUACGUCUUCGCACUGCAUGCCAUCGGCCCACGCGCCGCCUUCUUCGCGGGCCUGGCCGAGAGCCUCAAGGUCGUCAUCACCUGCGCGGUGGUGGUCACUGGCAUCAGCUCGUACAUGAACCAGCUACUGAGUCUGAGCUCGGACUACGGUCCAAUCUGGUGGCUCAUCUUCUAUGUGCUCUUCGUGUCGCUCAACAUCGUGGGCGUCGAGAUGACGUUCCGUGUCCAGGCCUUCACGACGGUCGUGUCGGUAUUGAUUCUACUGGUAUUUUACGUUGGCGCAGCGACCAAAGUAUCGUACACCGAGUGGGUGUCAAACGUGGGCUGGAAAUAUCCAGAAGGCUGGGAUGGCGCCGUCAAAGGCUAUUCUUUCGCUCUCUGGUUCUACCUCGGCAUCGAGGAGCUUCCUCUUGCUAUUGAGGUGACCGUCAACCCGGAACGCAACAUGCCGAUCGGACUUGUCACGUCAAUCUCCACGCUGGCGUGUCUGGCAUUCUGCACUGUUACUUUCAACUCGAUGAUCUCUCCGGGUGCCGAGGAAAUAUACAGCAGCUCGUCUCCCCUUCUCACUGGCUACCAAAGCGUGUUUGGUGACAAUAGCACUACGUCUGGUUUCUCUUGGAUGCUCAUUCUCGGUCUCAUUGCCAGUUUCCACUCAUUCGUCUUCUGUAUGGGUCAACUGCUCUACGCUAUUGCUCGUGAUGGCUAUCUGCCCCAGAUCCUGACGAGGCUACACCCUACUCGAGGCACGAUGUAUGUCUCAUUGAUCGCUGGUAGCUCCAUAGGCUUCACUGUCGUACUGCUGUUGCACUUUAUUAUCGGUGACACCCGUCUCGGGUCUGUGAUGAUCAACCUCGCGCUGAUUGGCGCCGUGAUUUCGUACAGCUUCCAACUGACCUCGUUCAUCAGCCUCCGUUUAAAGGAGCCGAACCGACCGCGCCCUUACUGUAGCCCUUUCGGAGUCCCUGGCGCCUUAGUCUCAAUGGCAUUGUGCGUUGCCGGCAUGGUGUCGAUUAUCUACAGCGGAACAUCGAGCUACGAGUUCCUGGCGUCCAUCAUUGUGGCAAUUCUGUACUUUGGCAUCGGCGCGGUGUACUUCUUCAUGCGGGUGAAGCCACGCAUCGACGCGGCUCCUACGCCGAAACUCCGUGAAAAUCUGUUGAGCAACACUUCGUCCAAGGUUUGA